Messenger RNA from Acaulospora colombiana, 1446 nucleotides. The record is from the annotation of a GenBank genome assembly. NCBI's taxonomy places the organism in Eukaryota, Fungi, Glomeromycota, Glomeromycetes, Diversisporales, Acaulosporaceae.
UCCAGGCAAUUCGAAUAAUGUCAAUGUCAUAAUUAGUUGCAAGUCACAUGUGUCAAGCAAUGCCGGAAAAACAGCAACUUCGAUUAAGGACACAAGUCGCUCGCCGGUUGCCGCCGCAGCAAAAAAUUCUUCGCGAAAACCAAAGAGAGUGGUCGAAUUCAAUGAUAUCGAUUCCGAGAUAAUCAGAACUCCCGGUACUGGCAAUAAAGAAAGGGUCCACAUUUCGGCGGAUGGUUCACAAGAUCUUACGGAGGGAAGAAAGAACAGAUCCGUUAAAUUUCAAUUGCUGGAUAGAAAUGAGGAAUGGCAUUCAAAGGAGCGGAGUGAAAUUUUCAACGAAAAGGUUCACGAAGAACGUCGAAAAUUAAAAAUGAAAUUACAACAACUAAUGGUUGAAACCGAUACUGGCGGGCUAACGGUUUUUACCAAAGGUACGGCCGAUGCCGCACAAGGGUCGACCUUCCAGUGGAAAGGAUCCCUUUGCAAGGCGGACCCAAUCCAAAAUAUUGCAACUGUGAAUAUAAAGCCUUUCCCGGGAAGAAGGGAGGUUAUGAGUAACGAUCGAGUGUGGAUGAAAAGCUACAUAACACUUUCCUACGCCUGGGAGAUAAUCGAUCCCGACCUUAAGGUAAAUUUAUAUGUAGUUGAACCCAUCAAAAAGGCAACUUCGGUGCGUAAUAUAAGCGAAGAAUAUGUUUUUAUGAAAGACAAUGAGAUAGUCGGCGUGAUUUGGUUAAACGCCGAAAAAACAUCGUGUUGGUUUGUCUUUCCGACUACCAACAAAUUGGCGGAAAGGCUGAAGUUAGUAGAACGCCCCAACGUCCCAUACGUCAUUUAUGAGAAAAUAUUACCCGACAAUGCGAUUGUUGCCAGGGAACAUGAGGGGAUUUUCAACGACGAGAUCAUCCAGAAUAAUCCAUCACUUCUAAACAUUGAAGCCUCUAUUUAUAUCAAUAAUUAUCACAAAAUCAUGGAGAUAUGCAAGAGUCCCGGCGUGAGGUACAUGAAUUUUGCUCCUGAUCCAGAUGAGUGUUCAGAAGUCAAGGACAUGAUAAAUAUUAUGGAUUAUUUGGGCGCCGUGCACAACAAAGACUACAACGACGAUAUUGAACUUGUUUUAGCAAGUGUUCAUUGUCUUUAUGAGAAACAGCUACUUUUCAUGGAAAAUCUAUCGAAUCUCAAGCGAUUGCCUAAUUGCAAGUUUCGCGAGUACGGGGUCAACCCAAAAUCUCGAGAGUCGCACAACUUUGAAGAGUUUUUUCCACAAGGAGGAAUUUUAACAGUCACCACAGCGGUGUUCAUUAAAGAGCAAGAGGUAAUAAGUCGAAUACUUGCCGUCAUGAAACAUCAAAACAAGGUCCAUGAUGGAUCAAGGUGGGAGCUCGUUUUAAAUGAGAACAUAUUGGAAUAUCUGACCUACGUCGUGAAUUCGAUGGAAACUCGGUG